AGUAGAGAUUUCACAAAAACAUGAUGAUCCCAAUGUAACAGGAGGAAAAAAUGUGCAGACACCAUGGAAAUGGAAAAUCAUCAUUGGAGGUUGGCUUGUUUGGUUCUGAAACACCAUAAUCAUGAGCUGAUGAUGGAGUGUAGUCAACUUAAGGAAAAGUAUGAGGAGGGUUUCAAGGGAGGAAUAGAAAUUUCAAGAAAAGAUGAUGAUCCUAGUGUAAUAAUCUACAAGAGGAAAAAAUGUACAGACGUUUUGGAGGAUUAUCAAAGGGGCAAAUGUCAAAAAUGUGCUGAACUCAACCGGGAAAUCGAUGAUUUGAAGUUGAUGAAGAAAAGAGAUGCUGUUGAGAUUGAAGAUCUGAGGAUUAAUUGCAUGGAAAUGGACAUUGAAGUAACCACCUUGUCGAGUCAUGAAAUCGACUUGGAAAAAGAAUUAGAAGCUUAUAAAAUCAAGUGUCAAAGUUUGUCCGCGGAGCUACAACGGAAGGGAACGGAACUGGAGAACCUAGCAGUAAUAAACGGUGGUCUUGAUCGUCAGUGUGAAGAGUACAGCACCAAGUGUAUUGGAAUGGAAGAGAAAAUCAAAGGGUUAAUAGAAGAAGAAAUUGUCAUGUCUGGAAUUGUUAUGUCCGAAAGGGAGAGGAAUGCAAGGGAAAGAAUUUGUCACUUGGAGGAGGUAAUUAAGAAUAUGGAAACUAUCGAAAGAGGGAGGUUUGCAGAGUUGGAAGCUUAUAGAAUCAAAUGUCAAGGUUUGUCUGCAGAGCUCGAACGGAAGGGACUGGAAUUGGAGAACCUAAGGGUAGUAAAUGGUAGUCUUGAUCGUGAGCGCGAAAAAUACAUGACUAGAUGUAUUGGAAUAGAAGAGCAAAUCAAGGGGUUAACAGAAGAAGGAAUUGUUAUGUCUCAAAGGGAGAAGAGUGCAAGGGAAAGAAUCUGUCACUUGGAGGAGAGGUUUGCGGAGCUGGAGAUGCUGCUUUUGGAAAUGCAAGAAGAAAAUGAAGUUUCUUCUGAAAGAACUUGCGGGGAUAUGGAUGGCAGAGACAAUACAGCUGAUGAGGCACACUUCACUAGAACUGAAACUAGUCCAGAUUCUACUUUUACACCCACUUGCAAACCUUCUUCGCGGCAAGUAAAUUCCGCUGGUGUGCACGUCUCAGGAGACUCUCCUCAUGCCAACAAUCAAAGGGUGGCAGAGAAUGCAUUGGGACACCAAGUAAGUUUUAAGACAGAAGGUACACUAACUAGGUUCGGCAAGUGCAGUGGAACGCCGUCUAGUGAAAAUCUAGCUUUGCAGCCCAAACAAGAUGGCGCAAGGCCAUCUACAUGAGAUGGUCGAUGUCAGCGACGGUGGGGGAGAUAAUGAAGGAGAUUACUCUGAAACAUACUUAUAGUUCGAUGCAGCAAAUCAGAGAUUUUGCAAUUUCUGCAACUUAUUUUGGAAGAUCACAUGACUUGAAUUUUCAAGUAGUUGCUGCUGUAAUUGUGGUUUAAGAUCUCAUAAAGGAAGUAUAUUUCUCCUCGCUUAUUAAAGCGCGGGAAUCUCUUUACAUAUCGGCCGAUGAACAUUUGAAAACCUGGUACUGAUUCAAGACUACUCUACAGCAGUGUUCAAUGCAUUGGUCCAGUUACUCCACAUAAGAUACUAAAAAUUACAUGUAAUUUUUUUUAACCUUAUUCAAAUGCCACCAAAUGUGUGUGAACUGAGUCAGAUAUAGAAAAAAUGGAAGCGUGAAAGAUAGAGUAGCAGUGAAAAUCAUCGAAGAGGUUU
Molecule: messenger RNA, 1767 nt
Organism: Papaver somniferum (opium poppy)
Lineage: Eukaryota; Viridiplantae; Streptophyta; Magnoliopsida; Ranunculales; Papaveraceae
Product: flagellar attachment zone protein 1-like
Exons: 2
Coding region: 64-1326 (420 amino acids)
Source: RefSeq, a predicted model, not a curated record